AUGGGUUCUGGCCAGAGCAGUGAAAAGCUUCACUGUAACCGCUAUCUGAACGGACAGGGUCCUCCAUCACUGGGACAGCAAGCUAAUGAAGAGGUGAAUGGGAUGCACAAAGAACUGAAUGGAUGUCAGCCACAGGGACAGAUGACCUGGGUGAUCCUUCACAGAGACCUGCCAGGAUUCCCUGAUAACAAUACCCUGCAGAUCAACGCCAUCUUCCCGGAUGGAACACAGACAGAGAAACACCCCCACCCUGGCCAGCCUUAUGCAGGGCUACGGCUCUGUGCUUACCUGCCUGACAACCGCGAGGGCAGAAAGGUUCUCAGGGGGCUGGACAAGGCCUUCAACCAGCAGCUCCUGUUUACUGUUGCCACCAAUAAGGACGGAGAGGACAUUGUCACCACAGCAUCUAUUCCCCUAAAAACCCAACCAGAUGGAGGGAACGUGGUUGAUGGAUACCCAGAUCCUGACUACCUGAAGACUGUGAGAAAGCUACUGAGGGACAAAGGCAUUGAAUAA
Molecule: messenger RNA, 516 nt
Organism: Scomber japonicus (chub mackerel)
Lineage: Eukaryota; Metazoa; Chordata; Actinopteri; Scombriformes; Scombridae
Gene: dtx3la
Product: deltex E3 ubiquitin ligase 3L a
Exons: 4
Coding region: 1-516 (171 amino acids)
Biological process (GO): Notch signaling pathway; protein ubiquitination
Source: RefSeq, a predicted model, not a curated record